UCUCCUUCAUUUCCCACUCCUCGCUUCUCUUCUUCUUCCUCUCUCUCUCUCUCUCUCUCUCUGAUGAGUUUUGUAAAAGCAUCCAAUUUCGGCUCUCUUUCUCUCUUCUCAAUCUCUAUAAAUCCUAAUUCAUCUAAAUCUCGUCUUUCCAAACGCAAUGUCUUCUUAUUCUCUCCAAUCUCUUCUCUUUCUUCUUCUCCAAUCUCUUUCCGUACAACCCAGCUCCGGAACCCUAGGGUUUAUGCCGACGGUGCCGAAACUUCCGUCUCGGGCCGAUUUCUGGGAGAAGGAGGAAGAGGAGGCGGAGUUUCGAAUGAGUUUGAGGAUUUAGCGACGGACGGACCCGUUUUCAAGAACACUCUGAGGCUUGUGGAGUGCUCGAUGUUUGCGGCGGUCGCUGGAUUGGUGUAUUUCCUGAGCAAUUCCCUCGCAAUCGAGAACUACUUUGGUUGCUUCUUCUCAUUGCCAAUAGUAAUAUCAUCAAUGAGAUGGGGUGUCGCAGCUGGUAGAAAAACUAUGGUGGCUACUACUAUGCUAUUGCUGACAUUGUCGGGUCCGGUAAAAGCAUCGACGUAUCUGCUUAUGCAUGGAUUAGUUGGUGUAGCCAUGGGUUCUUUGUGGAGGUUGGGAGCCAAUUGGGGUCUUUCCAUUGUCCUAUGCACAUUCGUUCGUGCAUUGGGUGCAAUGGGGUAUGUUCUAAUAUCCUCUUUCUUAAUCAGAGAAAAUAUCCUUGCUCUGAUCACCAUAAAUAUUCAUGCUUCUCUCACAUACAUUCUCGCGGCUGUGGGCAUUAAUACGAUUCCAACAAUGGAUGUAAUUUAUGCCAUUUUUGGAAGUGUGCUUCUGCUCAACUGUGUAUUCUUUGUAUUCUUGCUGCAUGUUAUAUAUGCGGUAUUCCUCACCAAGCUUGGGAUGAGAGGUUCUUUGAGAUUACCAACGUGGCUGGAGAAGGCAAUCUGAUGACAGCUUCAUUCCAAUUGCUGUUGCCUGCUCAGAUGCAUUUCAGAGAUGGGACCAAGACGGUGACAAUCAUCACAAAUACUGUUGGCACAGUCGACAUGGAUGCUGCAUUUACUGUAUGUGGUCAUCUCUAGCCUCAUGUUUGCGUCAACCACAUUGUCAUUGUGAUGAUAUUCUUAUACUACAUUCAUGCCGGUAGUUGCAGUUUUUAGGCUGUUACAUGAGCUUAGAUACGAUGUAAUCAUGUAAUGCUAGACUGCGAUAUGCACCGCACAUUCAUUUUGUGGAUAUUUACAGUGGCAAAUGAACCUUUUGUAUUGUGGGGCC
Messenger RNA from Magnolia sinica, 1287 nucleotides. RefSeq lists its product as uncharacterized. The record is from RefSeq and is a predicted model, not a curated record. Lineage: Eukaryota; Viridiplantae; Streptophyta; Magnoliopsida; Magnoliales; Magnoliaceae. The coding region runs from base 64 to 960 and encodes 298 amino acids. The transcript has 8 exons.